AUGGCGCCGUUUCCUGGGUCUGAUGCGGACUAUUUUAAGGACAAGGCGCGUAGGGACCUGCUGAAUCUACUUGAAGGCGUCCGAGGAAAGAAGAACUUGGUAAUUAGCCAGGGUCUCGCUGGGCCCGUUGGCCUCUUCGUCAAGUUCUCUCAACUUCAAGAAUAUGGUGUAGAUCGCGUGUUCCUGCUGGAGAACGGCAAUGUCGACUCUUCCCAGCGCAAUGUUGUAUUCCUAGCGUAUGCCGAAAAGAUCCGCCAGGUGCGGGCAGUGGCAGAGCAGAUUCAGCGACUGCAACGGAACAGCAGUACAGACCAUGAAUUCUCAAUCUUCUGGGUUCCAAGACGAACCCUCGUCAGCAACAACAUCCUGGAAAGCGCAGGCAUCAUCGGCGAUGUAAAUAUUGCUGAGCUGCCGCUCUACUUCUUCCCUCUGGAACAAGAUGUCCUUUCAUUGGAACUGGAGGACUCUUUCUCAGACCUAUACCUGCACAAAGACCCUGGAUGUGUUUUCCAUGCAGCAAAAGCUCUUAUGGAUAUCCAGCAAAGACAUGGCUACUUCCCCCGAAUCGUCGGCAAGGGGGAUCAUGCAAGACGGCUCGCUGAUCUGUUAUUACGGAUGAGGAAAGAGCUUGAUGCAGAAGAGAGCUCUGGCUUGGUCGGGCUGUCUUCUCGAGGGCUCCUACCUAGUGCGAGCAUUGAGAGCCUGAUCGUUAUAGAUCGAGAGGUCGAUUUUGGCACCCCUUUACUUACACAGCUCACAUAUGAGGGAUUGAUUGAUGAGCUGGUAGGGAUAAAGCACAACCAAGCAGACGUCGACACAUCCAUUGUCGGCGCAGCCUCGACUCCCCAGGCUCAGGAAUCAUCCAAAGCCUCACAACAGUCCAAACAGGGCCAGAAACGAAAGAUCCAGCUGGAUGCAUCCGAUCAGCUAUUCAAUCAACUCCGCGAUGCCAAUUUUGCGAUUGUUGGCGACAUCCUGAAUAAGGUUGCGCGCCGCCUAGAAACAGACUAUGAGAGUCGUCACACGGCGAAAACGACCACAGAGAUUCGCGAAUUUGUGAACAAAUUACCUUCCUAUCAAAUGGAACAUCAAAGCCUCAGAGUCCACACCAACCUUGCUGAGGAGAUCAUGAGAAAUACCCGCUCAGACAUCUUCCGCAAGAUACUGGAAGUUCAGCAGAACGACGCUGCAGGCGCCGAUCCUACCUACCAGCAUCCUUUAAUUGAAGAGCUCAUCGCACGAGAUGUCCCACUAAAAUCAAUCCUCCGCCUCCUAUGCCUCGAAUCCUGCAUGUCAGGCGGCCUCCGCCCCAAAGAUCUCGAAAACUUCAAACGACAAAUCGCCCAAGCCUACGGCCACCAACACCUCCUAACCUUCAGCGCUCUCGAGAAAAUGGACCUCCUGCAACCGCGCUCCGCCGCCGCCGCAAUGCUAAUACCGGGGACCGGCUCGCAAACCGGUUCAAAGACAAACUACAGCUACCUCCGAAAACACCUCCACCUCGUCAUCGAAGACGUCAGCGAAAAGGAACCCGACGACAUCGCCUACGUCUACAGCGGCUUCGCGCCCCUGAGCAUCCGCCUCGUGCAGUGCGUCUUGCAAAAAUCAUAUAUCCUCUCUCUCCAACGAGGCGGGCCCGCGUCACAAGCGAAUACUGCGUCCCCUGGCUGGCUUGGAUUCGAAGACGUAGUCAAGAGCGCGCGAGGAUCGACGUUUAGCAUCGUUCAGAAGGGCGAUGAUAAGGCUGUUCGCGUGCGGCAGACGAUCAGCGGGAAUAGUGCGCCGAAGACGGUGAUUGUGUUCUUCCUGGGUGGGAUCACGUUCGCGGAGAUUGCGGCGCUGCGCUUUAUUGCGGCGCAGGAGGCCCCACGGAGGAAGAUAGUCAUUUGUACUACCGGGUUAAUCAACGGGGAUAGGAUGAUGGAUGCUGCGAUUGAGAAAGGGAGUUUUGCUUUGACUGAGUCUUGA
Messenger RNA from Aspergillus calidoustus, 1968 nucleotides. The record is from the annotation of a GenBank genome assembly. NCBI's taxonomy places the organism in Eukaryota, Fungi, Ascomycota, Eurotiomycetes, Eurotiales, Aspergillaceae.